Molecule: messenger RNA, 1415 nt
Organism: Ochotona princeps (American pika)
Lineage: Eukaryota; Metazoa; Chordata; Mammalia; Lagomorpha; Ochotonidae
Product: aurora kinase C-like
Exons: 3
Coding region: 1-1386 (461 amino acids)
Biological process (GO): mitotic spindle organization; regulation of cytokinesis; protein phosphorylation
Cellular component (GO): chromosome passenger complex; spindle microtubule; spindle pole centrosome
Molecular function (GO): ATP binding; protein kinase activity
Source: RefSeq, a predicted model, not a curated record
AUGGGAAUCGUGAAUGUUGUCUUCUACGGCAAGGGAUUUGACAGGUAUGAAUACAAUAAGAAAUUUGUCCUACUCAAAUGGUUAUGGUUCAUCUGGCAGGUAGCUAAAGCCAAGGAUUUGGCUAUUUCAGCUACCGCUGCCUGUGAGCUUGAAGAGAUGAUCCGUUCGCUGCUCUUGAAGGAGCCGUCCACAGGUGUCAAUUAUAGCCAGGUGAUGGAUGAUGGCUAUGAAUUCCACAGUGUUCUCCUGAAUAGCUACAUUUCUGAUAGAGAACAUGUUGACAACUACAAUUACAACUUUACCCGGAAGCCGCCCGUCCUCAGUCCUCCCCGCAGGAGUUCCCGGAAGCCGCCCGCCCUCAGUCCUCCCCGCAGGAGUUCCCGGAAGCCGCCGUCCUCAGUCCUCCCCGCAGGAGUUCCCGGAAGCCGCCGUCCUCAGUCCUCCCCGCAGGAGUUCCCGGAAGCCGCCGAGGCCGUCAUGUCUUUUCCCCAGGAGUCCCCGGCAGCUGUGAUGCGGCCGGGCAGUUCCGAGGCCGCGGCGGUGGCCCUGCAGCCCGGCAUCCCGAGCGUGCGGCGCCUCACCAUUGGGGACUUCGAGAUCGGGCGUCCCCUGGGCAAGGGCAAGUUCGGCAGUGUGUACCUGGCUCGGCUCAAGGAAAGCCGUUUCAUCGUGGCCCUGAAGGUCCUCUUCAAGUCGCAGAUCGAAAAGGAGGGCCUGGAGCACCAGCUGCGCAGGGAGAUCGAGAUCCAGACCCACCUCCAGCACCCCAACGUCCUACGUCUGUACAACUAUUUCCAUGAUUCUCGGCGGAUAUACCUGGUCCUGGAGUAUGCUCCGCGGGGUGAGCUCUACAAAGAGCUGCAGAAAUGCCACACGUUGGACGAGCAGCGCACAGCCACGAUAAUGGAGGAGUUAGCUGAUGCCCUGACCUACUGCCAUGACAGGAAGGUGAUUCACAGGGAUAUUAAACCAGAGAAUCUGCUGCUGGGGUUCAGGGGUGAGAUUAAGAUUGCAGACUUUGGCUGGUCUGUGCACACCGUCUCUUUGAGGAGGAAGACGAUGUGCGGCACUCUGGACUACCUGCCCCCGGAAAUGAUUGAGGGGCGAACGUAUGACGAGAAAGUGGAUCUGUGGUGCAUUGGCGUGCUCUGCUAUGAGCUGCUGGUGGGAAACCCACCCUUCGAGAGUGCCUCUCACAGUGAGACCUACAACCGCAUCCUCAAGGUGGACGUGAAGUUCCCUCCAGCCAUGCCUCUGGGGGCACGGGACUUGGUCUCCAGGCUUCUCAGAUACCAGCCUUCGGAGCGGCUGCCCCUGUCCCAGAUCCUGAGGCACCCCUGGAUCCAGGCCCACUCCCGGAGGGUUCUGCCUCCUUCUGCCAGCUGACUUUGUGAACUCUCUCUGCCUUUGCUUUU